Messenger RNA from Nicotiana tabacum (common tobacco), 1130 nucleotides. RefSeq lists its product as uncharacterized. The record is from RefSeq and is a predicted model, not a curated record. Lineage: Eukaryota; Viridiplantae; Streptophyta; Magnoliopsida; Solanales; Solanaceae.
AGGUUUUUAUUAAAGAAUUCCACACAGUGGGUGGGAAAUAUAUAUCCCUAUAUAAAUUCAGAUUUACAAAGCAAGGCUAAAAACCAUACAAAUAGGUGAUCACUUGAACUUAAUUCUCUGCAAUCAUGCCAAGUGUACCACCACAACAGCAGCAGAAAAGCACAAACAUGGAGGAGAUAAAGAAGGGAGCAUGGUCUCCAGAGGAAGACCAAAAAUUGAAAUCUUAUAUCAUGAGAUAUGGCAUUUGGAAUUGGAGCCACAUGCCCAGAUUUGCAGGGCUUUCAAGAAGCGGGAAAAGUUGUAGGCUAAGAUGGAUGAACUAUCUCCGCCCUGAUGUUAAGAGAGGGCCCUUUAGCGUAGAAGAAAGAGAAACGGUCAUCAAAAUGUAUCAGGAACUUGGAAAUAGAUGGUCAGAAAUUGCUCGAAGAUUGCCAGGAAGAACAGACAACGAAGUUAAGAACUUCUUCCACACACACUUAAAGAAGCAUUUCGGACUGAAAUAUGAUGCCCCGUUGAAGAGUACUACCAACGGGGCAAGAAGCAAUAAAAGGGUACUGAAGAAAACCAAAGGAAAUGAGAGGACAAACGUCGAGAAACGAUCACCUGAUCAUGUUUCUUCAUCAGACAGCAACAGUAUUAUUACAUGUGAAGAAAAUCAGAUGAUGGAUGUUACUAUGAAUUUAUAUCAAACAGACGGAGAUUGCUACAACGUUGUCGAUCAACCAAAUAUUGAGAUGGAAAUUAGUCCUGUUAUAUUGGAGAGCAACCCAGAUGAUGGUGAUACUUAUAACUCCAACUGCCAACAACUUCAUGAUCAGUUUGAGUACUCUCAUGAUAUUUCCGAAUAUUUUUCCAGCUUUGACUCCGACGGCCAGUUCGAUAUGAGUUCAUCCUGGUUUGAUGUACUUUGGGAUGCCGAAACAUCUGAUUUCUUCAGAGAGGUUAUAACAAGUUAGCACCCAUAUAUCUCGCGUCUAGCACUUAGUAAACAAAUCCAACUAGAAAAAUGGGGCCGGAUUAGACAAACUUCGAAGUCUUCCUACCACUUGUUUUAUAAAUAUGUAGUAUAUAUAGUGGUAAUAAAAGUUAUGUACUCUUUCUCAUGAGAUAUGACUUAUGACCCAGUUGCC